ACUCCCCGUUUCACUUCAUCUCUCUCGCACUUGCUGCACGACACACGAAGUGAACGAUACUCAUCAUUCUUUCCAAGUAAAGUGAGAAAAAAAGAAGAAAAGUAAAUUAAAAGCAGUCAUCCAACAGUUCUUGUGAUUACUCUAAACCCUUGAAAUGCUUUUGCUUCCUCUGCGCCGAAGAGAAAGAGCAAACAACAAGAAGUAGCAUAUCCCUCUGCCACUGCCACCACUCCACUGUUAUUCAAACUCCAUUGUUUUCUUGGAUAAUAAUAAGGUUCCCUUGCAAGGAAGCCGAGCCUUGGUUUUCUGCUCUACUUGUUUCCCCUGGCGCCAACUUUCAUAAUUUUAUAUAUUCUUGCUUUGCUUCAAGAUUACAUUCUUUUGGGUUAGAGAGUACUGUUAACUCUCUAGGAAAUGGGAGAGGACCAUAUGGCAUUAGUUCCUUCUGACAGAGCUGUGGUUCAGGCACUUGUUGUGUUGAAGAAGGGUGCUUAUCUUUUGAAGUACGGAAGGAUAGGAAAGCCCAAGUUAUGCCCUUUCAGGUUAUCUGAGGAUGAGAAGAUGUUGAUUUGGUAUUGUGGCGAAAAAGAAAAACAUCUGAGGUUGAGUUCAGUCACAAAUAUAAUUCAUGGCCAACAUGCUAAGAAUCUAAAUCUGGAAAGAGAAACUCAAUGCAUUUCACUUGUCUAUGCUAAUGGCGAUCACUCUCUAGAUCUGAUAUGCAAGGACAAAAUUCAAGCUCAGGCGUGGUUUUUGGCCUUGAAAUUUGUCAUAUCCAGGAGUCGCUAUAGGCAGCCGUUGGGAACUCCCAAAAACAAACAAGGGGUUCAAAGUUGCAUUAGCAGUCCAGCUAGUUAUAUUCGGAGGAGACAGAGUCUAGGAGUUUAUCCAAUGAGCACUAUAAAAUUAUCUCAGGUACAGAGCUGGUCAGGAAGUCCUGAUCAGUCAUUUUCAGAGAAGGGAUAUUCAGAUGGCUUAUCACGUGACAGCUUCUUUUCUGAACUAAGUAGUACAUCAUGUAUCCAUAAUGCAUUGAGUUCUGGAAACUCAAGUUCACCAUAUGUUGAGUCAGACAGUUCAAACAAGAGGGAAGCAAAUUCUGGUCUGGAAGAGAUUCAAGACGAUGUGCUUAAACUGCUUGACACAUCAGUCAAUCAGUCUGCACAAUCAGCUAAUUAUGUACUAAGAGAUGUUUUUAUCUGGGGGAAAGGAGUAGAAGGAGGUUUUUUAGGGGGAGGGGUAACAAAAUUAGAUGCAUUAUUACCCAAGGUUAUUGACUCAACCGUCAUGCUUGAUGUGGAAACGUUAUCCCUAGGUCAAAAUCAUGCCUGCUUAGCUACCAAACAAGGCGAAGUCUUUUCCUGGGGUGAAGGAAAGCACGGAAGAUUGGGGCACAAAGUUGACAUUGACUCUCCUUACCCCAAAAUGAUUGAAUCCCUUAAUGGAGUUCAUGUGAAGUCUGUGUCUUGUGGUGAAUAUCAAACAUGUGCUCUCACUGCCACUGGUGAACUUUAUACAUGGGGUGACAAUUUUUCUGGUGCCAGUCCAGAUAGCGAAAAUAGGAAAAAGAAAGGUCCUUGGUUGCCAUAUGAAGUUUUCAGCUCCCGUCUGGAUAACAUUAAAGUAGCAUCUGUUUCUUGUGGAGAAUGGCAUACUGCAAUUAUCUCAACUUCUGGUAAAUUGUUUACUUAUGGAGAUGGAACGUUUGGGGCACUUGGCCAUGGAAACACCAAUUCCCUUCCUCACCCAAAAGAGGUUGAAUCCCUUAGAGGCUUAACGGUCAAAUCUGUAGCAUGUGGAUCAUGGCAUACAGCCGCGAUUGUUGAAACUGUAGAAAAUCAUGGUGAGCCUAACCAUUCGGUAGGGAAGCUGUUCACAUGGGGUGAUGGUGAUAAAGGAAAGCUUGGUCAUUCCGAUCAGGAUAAGAAACUUGUACCAACAUGUGUUGCCAAGCUUUCCGAGCAAGACUUCUUUCAAGUUUCUUGCGGCACAAGUUUGACGGUCGUUCUAUCUUGCAAUGGAAAGGUUUACACAAUCGGAAGCCCACAAGGAAAAGAUGAUAGAUCAAUAACUGUUGUACAAGGGAAACUUAAAGACGAGUUUGUCAGAGAGAUUUCAUCGGGAUCUCACCAUGUUGUUGCCCUAUCAUCAAAGGGCAAUGUCUAUGCUUGGGGAAGAGGUGGAUAUGGACAGUUAGGACUAGGUGACAGGAAAGACAGAAAUUUACCAAAUCUGGUUGAAGCCCUACUUGAUCAACAGGUCGAACAUAUUUGUUGUGGGCCGAAUUCUACAGCUGCAAUUUGCUUGCAUAAAGCCAUAUCCAGAAAUGACCAAUCUACUUGCAAAGGGUGUAACUUGGCUUUCGGCAUCACUAGGAAGAAGCAUAAUUGCUAUAACUGUGGAGCAUUGUUUUGUCGCACGUGUUGUAGCAAGAAGUGUACGAAUGCAUUCCUGGCUCCCAAUAAAAGUAAACCUUCCCGAGUAUGUGACCCAUGUUUCAACCAACUUCGGAGGAAUGCUCAGUUAGGGAUGUUACCGGAACGUCAAAUUUAUAGCCCGAGAACACCUUCUACGACUAGGUCAUAUAUAGGGGAAAAGGAUGAAAGGGAACAAGUGAGUACUACAUGUAAAAUGACCACUAGAAGAAAAUGUUUUAGUAUGAGCAGUCAAUUGCAUGAAAAGAAGGCCCAAAAUCAUCAAGAAAAGGAUCAGAAUAUGAAUUUGAUUUCUUCUUGGCUGGAUUUUCCAAGAUGGGGACAAGUUCAUUGUCUCAAAGGUUUCAAACAAAUAUAACAGAACAAAAAACAUUCCACCCAACUGCAAAGGAGCAAGUAGGUCACAAUUCCCCAGUUUGGUUCCAAAUGGAGCCAAACAUUAAGUCUUCUGCUUUAAUGCUUCAAGACUGCUCAAAACUGGAUGAUUUGCUUCUUAUUGAGGUUCAGAAACUAAGAAAUCAGGUUGAGGGUCUGAAAAAGCUAUGUAAAUUGCGAACUGAGAAAAUUCAAGAAUCUCAGCUACAACUUGAGGAAGUUUGGCUAUUCGCGAAAGCAGAAGCAUCCCAGAGGAAAGCAGCACUCGAAGUUAUAAAAGCUUUGACGUCAAAGGACAUUGCGGAUCGACACAAGAAAAACAGAUAGUCUGUGUAGUUCUCCCAUCGUUUUCUCAAGUACCUCAAGAUCCUUUUGUAACAAGGAAAACAAUGGACAGUCUCUACCAGGAGGCAAAUCGUGCAAAACUGAAUCGGAUUUCGAACAAGCAGGAUUGGUAAACUCAGGGCAUGAAUGGGUGGAACAAUAUCAACCUGGUGUCUAUAUUACUAUUAGUACAUCACAAAGUGGAGAGAAGACACUCAAGCGAGUUAGAUUUAGCCGGAAAAGAUUCACCGAUAAGGAAGCACAGAAAUGGUGGAAUGACAACCAGCUAGCUGUAUACCAGAAUUACAAUGCGGACAAAUGUUCAGUUCUGAAUCAACGCAUAUAGAAAGAUAAUUUUAAAAAAUUUAUGCUAUCCAAAUGUAAUUACUUUCAUUUCUGUGUUAUGCUCUUGAGUUAUGAGCAUAGUGAUACAACAUUACAACCGGUCCUAGAAAUCGGUUCAUAGUGGUUUUAAAUUUGAUUUUUUAAAUAUAUUCUUUACUUUAAAAAAGCUUCGAAGUUAAUAAACUUUAACAAGUCUAUAAUAUAAAACGUAUGUAUUGUUUC
Molecule: messenger RNA, 3701 nt
Organism: Cuscuta europaea
Lineage: Eukaryota; Viridiplantae; Streptophyta; Magnoliopsida; Solanales; Convolvulaceae
Source: the annotation of a GenBank genome assembly